CGCUCAUUUACGGCUCUCUGUCUCCGUACGAGAAUUUGCCAACAUGGCGUUUACUCUCUAUGCACUCAUCCAGACUGCAAUUCUGUGCACAAAUGCUGUCGCCGUGCUGCACGAAGAAAGGUUUCUCAGCAAAAUUGGAUCAGGUGUCGACCAUGGGGUCUCUGGUUUUGGAGAUGACCCGGGAGUAAGAGCCCAAAUCCUCAAUCUCAUCCGCUCAGUCCGAAUGAUCAUGAGAGUGCCUCUUAUAAUUGUGAAUUCAGCCUCCAUCGUCCUGCUGUUGCUUUUUGGCUGACGACCGAUCGCAAACUCAAGCUGCAGGACCAAGGAACAAUUUCGCUCUUGCUCUCACACAACUGACACACACAGUUGAUAUUUAGGUGGAAGCAAUGUUUAAUACUUUCUAAGAAAAAGCAAACCCAGCAGAUUCCUUCAGUUGCACACUUUUUUAAAAAAAUUGUUAUUUGAUGUUUAUAUGUCCAACAUUAUGUGGUGAGUAAUUUACAUCUGCUGCACAAUUUGUGUGGAGUUUGCAUGUUUUCCGUGUUAGUGUAUUUUUUUUUAUUAUAGAUUCCUCCCACAUUCCCAAAACAAGUUUUCAUUUAAUUGAGGACUGCAUAUUCCGCUAUUUGUAAAUCUGAAUUAGGUUUACACUGUUACCAUGGAGACACUUGUUACUGCAAGUCAUAUUGCAACUGAUGAUUUGCUUUUAAAAGUAUUGUGCCAAAUGUGUGGAAAAACAAUUUAUUUAUUUGUAAUGCCGUCAUCUCAAUUGUAAAGUUUCUUUUCUGAAUAAAUUAACAUCUUAAUUGUCAUAA
This is a messenger RNA of Syngnathus typhle (broad-nosed pipefish), 815 nucleotides long. RefSeq names its product immediate early response 3 interacting protein 1 (gene ier3ip1). Gene Ontology annotation, biological process: endoplasmic reticulum to Golgi vesicle-mediated transport. The transcript is spliced from 3 exons. The record is from RefSeq and is a predicted model, not a curated record. Gene Ontology annotation, cellular component: endoplasmic reticulum membrane; COPII-coated ER to Golgi transport vesicle; Golgi membrane. NCBI's taxonomy places the organism in Eukaryota, Metazoa, Chordata, Actinopteri, Syngnathiformes, Syngnathidae. The coding region runs from base 44 to 292 and encodes 82 amino acids.